Messenger RNA from Alnus glutinosa, 3072 nucleotides. Its product is annotated as putative pentatricopeptide repeat-containing protein At1g68930. The transcript has a single exon. Gene Ontology annotation, molecular function: protein binding; RNA binding; zinc ion binding. NCBI's taxonomy places the organism in Eukaryota, Viridiplantae, Streptophyta, Magnoliopsida, Fagales, Betulaceae. The record is from RefSeq and is a predicted model, not a curated record. The coding region runs from base 128 to 2359 and encodes 743 amino acids. Gene Ontology annotation, biological process: RNA modification.
AAUCCCAUCCGCGUCCUCCAACUCGGAUUCCCUUAAACUGAAGCCCAUUUGAACACCAUCUUCUUUCAAGGCAUUGCCUUCUUUCUUUGUGAAAAAGAAGCCCUAACGCUCCUUGUAGUUUAAAACAAUGACUACGUCCUCCAACUACUACUGUGCCUUACUGAAACUCUGCAGCGAAGCCCGGAACGGAACCCAUGCUAAGAAGCUCCACUGCAACAUAAUCAAAACCUUGACAGACCCAGAAACCUUUCUAUCAAACAACCUCAUGAACACCUACAGUAAACUAGGCAACAUUGAAUAUGCGCGCCGCGUGUUCGAUCAGAUGCCCCACCUAAACCUCUUUUCCUGGAACACCAUCCUUUCCGCUUAUUCGAAAUGGGGUCACCUCUCGGAAAUGCAGUUGAUCUUUGAUCGAAUGCCAAAUCAAGAUGAGGUUUCGUGGAAUUCGCUUAUUUCUGGGUACGCGUGUUAUGGUUCUCUUGUUGAGUCGGUGAAGGUUUAUAAGCUGAUGUUGAAGGACGGAGCAAUUAAUUUGAAUCGGAUUACGUUUUCGACUAUGCUUAUACUGUCAUCGAAUCAGGGGUGUGUUGAUUUGGGUAGACAGAUUCAUGGACAAAUAGUGAAAUUUGGUUUCCAGUCUUAUGUCUUUGUGGUUAGUCCUUUAGUGGUCAUGUACUCGAAAAUGGGGUUAAUUUAUGAUGCAAAGCGGGUUUUCGAUGAGAUGCCAGAAAGGAACGUGGUUACGUAUAAUACUAUGAUUACUGGGCUUUUGCGAAGUGGGAUGAUUGAAGAUUCAAGCCGGUUAUUUCGGGGUAUGAAGGAAAGAGAUUCGGUUUCAUGGACAACAAUGAUAACAGGACUUACGCAGAAUGGGUUGGGCAGAGAAGCGAUGGAUAUGUUUAGAGAAAUGCGGUUGGAAGGUUUAGAUAUGGAUCAAUUUACUUUUGGUAGUGUGUUGACUGCUUGUGGGGGUCUGCUCGCCCUGGAAGAAGGCAAGCAGAUUCAUGCUUAUACCAUUAGGACUGAUCAUAAGAACAAUGUCUUCGUGGGUAGUGCUCUUGUUGACAUGUAUUGCAAAUGUAGAAGCAUAAAAUCUGCCGAAACAGUUUUCGUGAGAAUGACCAGUAAGAAUGUUGUAUCAUGGACUGCAAUGCUAGUGGGUUAUGGUCAAAACGGGUACAGUGAAGAAGCUGUUAGGAUUUUUUGCAAUAUGCAGAAAUAUGGGAUUGAGCCAGAUGAGUUUACUCUGGGGAGUGUAAUUAGCUCAUGUGCAAACUUAGCAAGCUUAGAAGAGGGUGCCCAAUUUCAUGCCCGUGCUGUUGUUUCUGGCUUGAUCUCUUUUAUUACAGUUUCCAAUGCGCUUGUUACGCUGUACGGUAAAUGUGGAAGCAUUGGAGAUUCCCGUCGGAUGUUCAAUGAUAUGGAAAUUAGGGAUGAAGUCUCGUGGACUGCGUUGGUUUCAGGGUAUGCCCAAUUUGGAGAAGCCAAUGAGACGAUUGAUCUGUUUGAAAGAAUGUUGGCCCAAGGUUUGAAACCUGAUGGAGUUACUUUCAUUGGGGUUCUUUCAGCUUGCAGUAGAGCAGGAUUUGUGGAGAAGGGACAUCACUAUUUCGAAUCAAUGAUGAAAGAACAUGGAAUAACACCAAUUCCCGAUCACUACACUUGCAUGAUUGACCUUAUUAGCCGAGCUGGAAGGUUGGAAGAAGCAAAAAGUUUUAUAGAUAAGAUGCCUAUCCAUCCUGAUGCAAUUGGUUGGGCCACCUUGCUUAGCUCGUGUAGAUUCUAUGGUAACAUGGAAAUUGGGAAAUGGGCAGCUGAGAGACUUGUGGAAUUAGAGCCCCAGAACCCAGCGAGCUAUGUGUUGCUGUCAAGCCUGUACGCUGCAAAAGGGAAAUGGGACAAUGUGGCCCAAUUAAGAAGAGGAAUGAGAGAAAAGGGAGUGAGGAAGGAGCCGGGAUGUAGUUGGAUCAAAUAUAAGAACAGAGUGCACAUAUUUUCAGCAGAUGACAAAUCAAGUCCAUUUUCAGAUCAGAUAUAUUAUGAGCUUGAGAAAUUAAAUUGCAAAAUGAUAGAGGAGGGGUAUGUUCCGGAUAUGAGGUCUGUUCUUCACGAUGUUGAGGAGUCAGAGAAGAUAAAGAUGCUUAGCCACCAUAGCGAGAAGCUUGCGAUUGCGUUUGGCUUGAUUUAUGUCCCUGCUGGUCUUCCCAUACGAGUAUUUAAGAACCUUAGGGUCUGCGGGGAUUGCCACAACGCCACAAAGUAUAUUAGUAGGAUAACCCAGAGAGAGAUACUUGUAAGAGAUGCUGCCCGAUUCCAUUUAUUUAAAGAUGGAACAUGUUCAUGUGGAGAUUUCUGGUGAUGGGAUUCGAUUUAGCUGGUGAGUGGCUAAAUUCCAAACAUGUUUAGUGGUAGAGAAGGGCUAUAUAAUACUUGAUUCCACAGAUGCAUUGAGAUAUCAAUGGUGCUGUUUUGCGCAGAUCAACAGUUGGUUUAUAAAGAAACAUAUAAGAUAACAGAAAAUCCUAUCAUGAAAAGAUAAUAAAAAUCCCUAAUCUUACUUCAUCUCCUAGUGAUAAGAUGAACCAAGAAGGAAAUCUGAGCCACAUGUUCUCCAAGUUUUCCCAAUUGGGGAGAAUCCACGCCAAUGAAUUAAUUAGUAGAGCGUUUGUCCAAUAAAGAUUGUGGAAUUAGAGAUUGCCAUUUGCCAUCAUCGUUCCAAAGUGGCAAUGAGGGAAUGGGUAUGGCAUUAGGGCCCAACUUUUUUCUUAAGGAGAGAUGUGUGAAAGACAGGGUGGAUCCGUGUUUCCUUAGCUUCCUUCCCUAUGCAUUCUGCGAUCAGAAAAGGCCCAACGAACUACUAGUUGAAAUUGUCUGUUUUCAUGCUUCUGGUCAUACACUUGUUUCAUUUUAUGGCCUUGGUGGUGCUUGGAAAAUAGGACAACAAAGUUGGUCGGGCGCGGCCAUAUACAAUUUCCCAGUAGGCAGAGUAGCGAAAUGCCAGCCAGUGUUAUAAACGUACUGUAACACCCUAGAAAAGUAAUAAAUUACGAAAAGCAUAAAACUUACGAUACA